Messenger RNA from Suillus fuscotomentosus, 405 nucleotides. RefSeq names its product histone-fold-containing protein. The transcript has 5 exons. Lineage: Eukaryota; Fungi; Basidiomycota; Agaricomycetes; Boletales; Suillaceae. The annotation marks the transcript as partial. The record is from RefSeq and is a predicted model, not a curated record. Gene Ontology annotation, molecular function: structural constituent of chromatin; protein heterodimerization activity; DNA binding. Gene Ontology annotation, cellular component: nucleosome.
CAGCAAACCGCUCGCAAGUCCACUGGAGGCAAGGCCCCUCGUAAACAACUCGCAACCAAGGCUGCUAGGAAGACUGCUGCUGCCGCCGCCACUGGUGGUGUAAAGAAGCCCCAUCGUUUCCGCCCUGGUACUGUUGCCCUUCGUGAAAUCAGAAGGUACCAGAAGUCUACCGAGCUUCUGAUCAGGAAGCUCCCAUUCCAGAGGCUCGUUCGUGAAAUCGCGCAGGACUUCAAGACUGACUUGCGCUUCCAAUCCUCUGCUGUUAUGGCUCUUCAGGAAGCCGCUGAGGCCUACCUCGUGUCACUCUUUGAAGACACCAACUUGGCUGCCAUCCACGCCAAGCGUGUGACUAUCCAACCCAAAGAUCUUGCUCUUGCUCGCCGUCUGAGAGGCGAGAGGUCCUAA